Molecule: messenger RNA, 2609 nt
Organism: Musa acuminata subsp. malaccensis (wild Malaysian banana)
Lineage: Eukaryota; Viridiplantae; Streptophyta; Magnoliopsida; Zingiberales; Musaceae
Product: protein ETHYLENE-INSENSITIVE 3-like 1a
Cellular component (GO): nucleus
Molecular function (GO): DNA-binding transcription factor activity; DNA binding
Source: RefSeq, a predicted model, not a curated record
UGGGGAGGGAAAGCGAGAGCAAUAAUGACCGCGGGGGCGCAACUCGAGAUAAGAACCAGAACGGAAGGAGGACCUCCAUCUCUUCCUGUCUCCUUUAGUCCGCUUCAAUCCUCGGUUUGAUCUUCACUUUCUGUGGUCUUCCGUGUAGAGUCUGUGUCGUCGUCUCUCCCCUCUGCCUUUCUCCCUCUUUCUGGUCCCUGUUCUUGUGAAGGCUGGUCUUCUGAGGGGUAACCCCCGGGUGCCGUCUCAGAGCUGCGUAGAGGCGGCGCUAGUGGAGGUACCAAGUCUGUAGGAGUGGCCGGACAACAAAAAGGAGAAUACUAAAUCUGUUCUAUACUCGGGGGAAUAUUGUGCUGCUUGUAGUUAUUUAUGGGGAUGCUACUAGUUCAAGACAUGAUGUAUCCUGGUGGCCCAAACUAUGGUCAAAUUUUCCCCUACAAUGAUGAGAGGAAUGUCAGUUAUGGUGGCUUCCAUCAGCUUUCCACGGGUGAAUGCAUACUGGGAGAGGGAGAUCUGGUUGAUCCGCCACCGGAUAGAUUUGCUGAGGCUGCUGAUGAAGACAGUGACGAGGACGUUGACAUAGAGGAACUCGAACGACGCAUGUGGAGAGACCGGAUGCGGCAUAAACGCUUGAAGGAGCAGCAACAGAGCAAAAACAAGGAGCAGGGUGAUGCAGAAAAGCAAUGUCAGUCACAAGAACAGGCUCGUCGGAAGAAGAUGUCUCGGGCACAGGAUGGAAUUCUCAAGUACAUGCUGAAAAUGAUGGAGGUCUGCAAGGCUCAGGGGUUUGUCUAUGGCAUAAUUCCGGAGAAGGGCAAGCCCGUCAGUGGUGCUUCUGAUAAUCUCAGAGGUUGGUGGAAAGAGAAGGUUAGAUUUGAUCGGAAUGGCCCUGCUGCUGUAGCCAAGUACCAGGCUGAUAAUGCCAUCCCUGGAUUUGACAGUGAUUUUAACUCUGGAUCUGUAAGUCCUCAUUCGCUGCAGGAGCUUCAGGACACAACAUUGGGUUCUCUCCUGUCAGCUCUUAUGCAGCACUGUGAUCCACCUCAGCGACGGUUUCCACUUGAGAAAGGAAUCCCUCCACCAUGGUGGCCUACUGGUAGAGAGGGAUGGUGGCCUCAAUUGGGCAUCCCAAAAGAACAAGGUCCACCUCCAUACAAGAAGCCACAUGAUCUGAAGAAGGCAUGGAAGGUUGGCGUCUUGACGGCUGUAAUCAAGCAUAUCUCUCCUGAUAUUGAGAAAAUCCGUCGGCUUGUUAGGCAAUCCAAAUGCCUCCAAGACAAGAUGACUUCCAAGGAGAGCGCGACAUGGCUUGCUGUCAUCAAGCAGGAGGAGGACAUGUACAUGAAGAUGCACCCUUGUGCCCUCGCACCCCCAUCUGCUGGGAGUGGUGUCACUGGAGCAAUCUCCUUCAACAGCAGUGAGUAUGACGUUGAAGGCAUUGAUGAAGCCAAGAAUGAGGAUGUGACAAUCUAUAAUCUGGUUGCUGAUGGUAAUACUUUGAACUUAGGAGCUAGUUCAGGGAAUCGGAUGUUUGGAUCAGCUCUGAUGAAGGAAGAGAAUGAUGUCGAAUUCAUUCAGAAAAGAGCUUCAUCCGAGUGUGAAUUGAUGAUGAACCAGCGGACCUAUACCUGUGAUAAUGUGCUAUGUCCACACAAUGAUUUCCAUAGUGGAUUUCUUGAUAGGAAUGCCAGAAACAGUCACCAGUACAUCUGCAAGUAUCAGAACACUCUUCCUCCAGGUUCUGGGAUGACGAGUAGCAGUUUCCAGGUGCCUGAGAACAAGCCUUUAGCUUUUCCUCUGCAAUUGAAUACUGAGUCAAAUCAUCCUUCAAUUGGAUCAAGGCUUAAUCCAGUGGAUAUUUCUGAAUUGGGUAUUCCUUCUGAUGGGCAAAAAUCAAUCGAUGAGUUAAUGAACUUCUAUGAUAACAGUAUCAGUGGUAGCAAGAACAUGAACUUGGAAGGUGUGACCAUGUUGGAAGGAUCGAAUUCUCAUCAGCCUAGAAUACAAAUGGAAAACAACUUCUUGGGGCAGGGGUCAGGAAUUGCUUGCAAUCUAUUUGAAGAAGUUGGUAGCUUGAUGGAGCAAUCACGCUACGUGCAGGAAAACACGGUACCAUUUGAACAAGAACUUGCUAGUGGGGGCUUCAUGACGGGGUCUGGCUUCAACAUAUCUGAAAUGAACUACUCUGAUACCUUGCAUAGGGGUAUCGGAGAUUCCUCACAAAAGCAAGAUGGAUUCAACUGGUUCUGCUAAAGGAAAUUUGGUGAAGGACCCAUUCGGAUGAUUCAUCACUGUGUAAGAUCACGUGUUCAAAGUGAUGGGAAUCAUGUCAGCAGCAUUGGAAUGGAUUUUCGAAUAUAAAUAAUGCUUGGAUUUGGGUUAAGGUGCUCUUCUUGUACCUCGGUAUGUACAUUUUCUUCCGUUUUCGUUGUGUCUUGGACAAAUAUUAUCAUGUGGAGUAUGCUCCCAGGGAGUUAUCAUGAAAAUGUUAUAGUCUUGAAUAGGAAGUGUAGGUGUGGGGGUUUUAUUAGUCAUGGGUACCGUGAAAUGGAUACUUUGAUCUAAUCCCUAUAUAUAUAUAUAUAUAUAUAAUCUUGUUUUUGCUCCGA